Molecule: messenger RNA, 738 nt
Organism: Trichobilharzia szidati
Lineage: Eukaryota; Metazoa; Platyhelminthes; Trematoda; Strigeidida; Schistosomatidae
Source: the annotation of a GenBank genome assembly
AUGCCAAGUAGGACAGCUUCGCUAAGUCUACUUCGAAAAUGCGAAUAUGUUGCAUCUGGUCAAAUUGGCUCAUGUCGAAAAUCUAUGCUUACACGUGAAACACUACAACGGCCUAAACUAGGCGAACCUUUAACACGUGGACGACCUAAACAACCAAAGAAUUUUACUUAUGGUAAACCAAAUAAAUAUGAUCCGAACGGGAUUAUUGAAUGCUUAACUUGGCCAACUGAUGAAGAAACUAAAAUUAGCAUUGAUUCUGAAUGUUUGCCUAGAGAUUUUCAUCGAAUCAAUGUUGAAUCAGUAAAAGAAGGCAUACAUCCAGUGCCUGAUUGGCUAAGAUUUGCAAACGAGAAAGAUUACCGGUUGAAUGCUACAAAGCGCGUGUUAGGACGCUUGAAGAAGCCUAAAUUUCCGGAAAAUAUGUGCUUUGGUAAACCGUAUCGUCCACCGACACCAAUGGCUUGUGUAAUGUCGCAUGCAUAUAAAAAUCUAUGGGAUCAGCAAGCUCUGGAACACAACAAAGAUCGUAUGACUCAGUUGGCAAGAUCACAAAACGAUAUCCCACAACCGCUGGAUUCAACUGCGUCUAUUUUAAAUAUAGUACCAAUUGAAUGGAAUACACUGUCAAAACAAGAGGAUUCAGCACCAUACAAAAAACUGUGGAAGAUGCCAAGAUUUACUGGUGGGAAUAAGCGUAUAAAAACAUACUGGUCUGAACGUCAAAUACGCCGAAGAUGA